AUGGUCCGAGAAAAGAAACUUGUUGAUGAAGUGUCCGGUUGGCUCAAAAUCUAUGAUGACGGUUCCGUCGACCGGACAUGGACCGGACCGGUACAAUUCAAGUUCAUGGCCGACCCGGUUCUUCCCCAUGAAAAAUUUAUAGAUGGUGUCGCCGUUCGUGACACCUUCAUUUCUCACGGUGGUUUUGACCUCCGUGUUCGGUUAUACCUGCCGGAAAUAACGUUGGAAGACGACCAGAAGAUACCAAUUGUGCUCCAUUUUCAGGGCGGCGGUUUUUGCAUUAGUGAACCGGACUGGUUCAUGUACUACCAAGUUUACACCCGGGUUGCUCGGUCCACUCGGUCCAUUGUAGUUUCCCCUUUCCUCCGCCGCGCUCCGGAGAACCGUCUUCCCGCGGCCAUUGACGACGCCUUUGACACCCUUCUUUGGCUCCAAUCCGUGGCCCAGUCCGGUUCACAUGAACCGUGGCUCGAGCGACAUGGAGACUUCAACCGGGUUUUUCUCAUAGGGGACAGUUCUGGCGGGAACGUGGUGCAUGAGGUGGCUGCGAGGGCCGGUUCGGUCGACCUAAGCCCGGUUCGGGUUGCCGGAGCAAUCCCGAUUCAUCCCGGUUUUGUCCGAUCGAGCCGGAGCCGAUCCGAGUUGGAAAUGCCGCAAUCACCUUUUUUAACGUUGGACAUGCUCGACAAGUUCUUAGGAUUAGCACUGCCGGUCGGGGCGACGAAGGACCACCCCUUCACAUGCCCGAUGGGCGUGGCGGCACCGUCGCUUGAAGGGAUGAAAUUGCCGGCGGUGCUGCUGUGCGUGGCGGAGAUGGACUUGGUGAGGGACACGGAGAUGGAGUACUAUGAGGCCAUGAAAAAAGGCAACAAGGAGGUGGAGCUUUAUGUUAGCAAAGGGAUGACUCACAGUUUUUAUCUGAACAAGGUUGGUGUGGAUACGGACCCCAAUGUCAGUGCACAAACCGAUGCUCUCUUUACCAGGGUGAAGGAGUUCAUUGAGAAGCACUGA
Molecule: messenger RNA, 1011 nt
Organism: Sphenostylis stenocarpa
Lineage: Eukaryota; Viridiplantae; Streptophyta; Magnoliopsida; Fabales; Fabaceae
Source: the annotation of a GenBank genome assembly